AUGUUCUCUUCCAACUACGAGCGUGUGCAAACCCAUGACGACGACGACCAUGUAGUCGGCCAGAACUCACAGCCGAUACCUAACUCGCCUCCGCCCUCUUUCCGCUCUCGCAACUCUUCUCGUCGUAAUUCUGUCCAACACCAUGACGACGACGCCGACCGGGACAUCGAUGAUGCUUUCGCCGCUCCCUCCGACGACGAGUCAGACCACGACGCUCCUGAUGCCGACCGCCGGCGGCUUGUACAUUCCAACGACCGCGACUCUCCGGAACCCUCGGCACCCGCACAACCUCCUCGAUUAGGCCGUAGGGUUACCGAGAUUAAUAUGUUCCUCCCUGGCGGCAGUCGCUCGAACAACACCAGAACCAUCGGCGGUGGUAGCAGCGCCAACGACGGUGUCUUUGCCAACAUCUCCGCGAAGCCCACUCGUGGCGAAGAGCUUGACGAGAAGCCUCCGACAUACGAGCAAGCAGCCGCUGAUUCAGCACCGCCAUACUGGGAAACCUCUAUUCUGGCUCCUGGAGCCUUCAACAGCGAUGACAUCUUCGUUGAUGGCCUCGUAGUUGGCAGUCUGUUCUCCUUCGUCUGGAACGCUCUCAUCUCCAUGUCCUUUCAACUCAUCGGUUUCCUCCUCACAUAUCUCCUCCACACCACACAUGCUGCAAAGCACGGCUCCCGCGCUGGUCUUGGUAUCACAUUGAUUCAAUAUGGCUUCACCUUCCGAUCAGUACCCGCAGACCCCGUCACUGGUGUACCAGCCAACGAUCCAUCUGGCACCAUCCCUUCAGACCCCAACGCUCACGACUUCGACCCAUCAAAGGUUGCUGGAAAUGUCACUGGUGUGGAAGACGUUGACGGACUUCGUGCUCAAGACUGGAUUUCCUACGGUCUCAUGAUUGUUGGUUGGUUCAUCUUGAUCAGAUCUGUCAGUCAGUUCAUCCGCGCCAGGCGGCAGGAGAUGAUCAUUCGUGGCACCAACGAUAGAGGUCUCGGCACGGCUGUUGUUGCAAGCAACGAAUCGCCCGAGCAAGCCGUUUAA
Messenger RNA from Aureobasidium namibiae CBS 147.97, 1038 nucleotides. RefSeq lists its product as uncharacterized. Lineage: Eukaryota; Fungi; Ascomycota; Dothideomycetes; Dothideales; Saccotheciaceae. The record is from RefSeq and is a predicted model, not a curated record. Gene Ontology annotation, biological process: vacuolar transport; positive regulation of protein ubiquitination; ubiquitin-dependent protein catabolic process. The transcript is spliced from 3 exons. The coding region runs from base 1 to 1038 and encodes 345 amino acids. Gene Ontology annotation, cellular component: endoplasmic reticulum; Golgi apparatus; perinuclear region of cytoplasm.